CAUGUGGUGUUGAGGCCGUUGCAAAAACAACAAAAAUCGCACUUCGAAUAUUUCGCAGUCGUGUAGCCGAUAAAAAAUUAUUUCGACCCACCUCGGAGCAGCACGACGCACUACUUGUUGUUCUCCGCCACACGCGCGCGCGCUUCUGUUCGACUGCGCCCGCGACACGGGCGGCCCUGCCAGACGAGACGCGCGCGCGCGCACGCGUACAGCACGAGUCGGUCCAACGCGCGCGUGUCGGCCAGCACCAGCACCACAACAACAUCUCCGCACGCACGAGGCCGCCGCCGUCGUGAUCGCCGCCACAAGACCAAAGAGAACCUCUCCUGCCCUGCUCUUUUGCCGCUCUUUGCAAAGAUGGGCAGCCUGCACCGAGGAGGCAAUCAUCAGCUGUACACGCUCUGGAAGAAGAAUGAAGAGGAAGAUGGGUCCCUGAGGAUGGAUGAUUUUGUGGAUAAAUUGCUACAAGAUGACAAUCAACUUGCAUCUAACAGAUAUUAUAAUAGAUCUGAAUCCAGAAGUAAAGGAUGGUGGACAGAUUUGAAGCCUGAGCAAGUAUUGAGUCAAUCUUAUGAUACUGACAUAAAUUUUGGAAGAAAUGCUUGUGCAACUGAUUCGUCAUCAUCUAUACCUCAGUGCAAUGAACUCUUUGAAAAUGGCUAUUCAUAUUAUUCUCAUAACCGUAAUGACAUCAUUUCUGGGGCUGUAAAUGUUAAUGAUCGUAACUGUAAACAUAACUCCAGUUUAUCUAAAGAUGAUGUUUUGUCAGAGCAACUUCAGGAUUAUCUGAAUUCAAUUUCAAAUACUCCUGAUUAUAUUGAAUCAUCAACAUUUUAUGGGGCAUCAUCAGAUAAAUCAGAUUACAACUAUGGCCCUGAUACGAACUUUGAUUUGGAUGUUGUCAAUGCGACAACUAAUCAAUCAUCAAUGUCCUCAUAUUCUAAAAGUCCAUCUGAAAACACCUAUAGUCAGGGCUGGAUGGCUGGAAGUCAAGCCGACUAUCCAAUGGAAUAUCAAAGAGAGCGAGAAAUCUCUGGGAGUGCAGGCAAUCAACCCUCACAAAAACCUUGCCUUAAUUUUAACAAUAACCACAGCCAAAUGCCCAACAAUAAUGUGGUCCGCAAUGGAAUGACCAGGGCAAUCACUAACCACAGAAAUAACACCCGAGGAACUGCUCCUUUCCGAUUCCAGCCCCCACAUCGCACUCCACUCCCUAUGCCACUGCCAAAUCCCUUCCAUUAUCCUCAAGUUCCAUUCAUGCCACCUCCGAUAGAUCCUUUCCUCUAUGCUGAUCUUGUCAACCGGAGACAUGCUAUGUCGUCAUAUUUUCCACCCUACUUUGACAAUGCUGCAUCUCACCCUGCCCUGUGGAAUACUUCUCCUACAGGAUCAGGUUUUAGAAUGAGCAGGAGAUCAGGGCCUUCGAAUGAACUUCAUUCCCGCCUUGAAGAAUGCUACAAUCAGUUUAAAAGCUUGGAGAAAGAAAGGAAGAAGACCGAAGCAGAUUUGGCAAGGCAUAAUCCUGGGAAAAAAAUUUCAUCUGCUAAUAACAUACCUGUCCCAAGACUUCCCCUCACUCCAUCCCGUGUAGAUAGAUUGAUUGUAGAUCAGUACCGCGAACAUGGAAGGGUGAUAACUUUGAUUGCCAAAAUGGAACGGUUGCGAGGCACGCCAGUUCAUCCCCGCAUUCGACAGUCUAUGGAGGGUUGGCUGGAAUCCAUUAAAAAGGUACAAACUAAAAGAAGAGAAGAACUAAUAAACUCCAGCAGCCGACAAGCAAUGUUCUUUAUGGCUGAUGAUAAAGACACACUGGCAUUGGCCAUGAGCCUCCAAGACUUGACUAGCAGUUCCCGCCAGGCACGAACAGCAAUGUGGUGUGCCCUCAAAGUGACGCUGCUUCACAAAGAUGGUGUUGAUGUCGUGUCUGAUUCAGACUCAGAUGAGAAUGAAACUGAAACAGAAUUUGAGCCUGAUCUGGAAAAUCAAAUUCCUUUUCAUUCCUCUUCAGUUGAUUCUACUGAUCAUCAGGAAGAAAGUAAGACUCAAACUUUCAAUGAUGAAAUUUAAGUCUUUUCUAGAACAACAAGAUAAUGCCAAGAUUUUUAACAAAGUCAAAUUUUAAAAUUCAAUGUAUUUGUACCCAUUGUUUUUUUGUCUAAUUCUACAACGUCAAUUUGAGGAAGCCUUUUAUUUCAAAUUUUAACAUGGAUUGGUUUUUCUUUGGCUUUUAUUUAAUUUCUACUUGAUUUUUACUAGUUCAAUGAAGUUAUGUUUUAAUGAAGUCACCGUUUUGAUGAAAAAUUGUUUGCAUAAGUUAUCUUAUGGACUUUACUGUCUGCAAAUUUUGUAUAAUUUUAUUUGUGAACCAAUGAUUUACACUUCUUAAAAAUUCUGACCGUUCACUGAUUGCUGUCCUUUUGCAGGAAUUGUUUAUCUAUCUAACACUUUAAAAUGUGCUGAUUUGCUCCCAAUUCUAUUUUUCUGAUCUUAUUUUUGAUCAUUCAGAAUGUUCUUAUUCAAACAGUGAUUUGUGCAUCUCCUCUUAUCAAAAUUUGAAUUGUUCUCACUCUGUGGAGCUACUCCUAGGCCCCUGUCAUACCUAAACACAUGUUUCAAAAUAUCUCACUGAGUGUACGGCAAUGUUUUUACCAUUUAAAAACCCCAACAAAUCUCACAUUAGAUUUUAUGUGUAACCCUCAUCUGUAGAUGCUGCUUUUUGUGUGGAGAUACCAUAUGUACUAUUUGAUGUAACUCUUUUAAUACUCGUGAGUCAUACUUGUUUUCAUGUGAUUUGUGAUUUAGUGUUUGAGUAGUCCUAGAUUUGAGUAUUUUAAGCAGGCAAAAGUCCAAAGAGUCAUUUUAUGUAGUUUUUACAAAUUACCUGGGGUUACAUACCCUUUAUUUGACCUAGAACAUGUCCCUCAUUGCAUUGUUUUUCUUACUGAAUUUUUUUUUACUCCCUUUGGCAACUGACAUUUUUUUACAAAUGUGUAAUUCUUCCCUCUUUCAUAGUUGUGACGAACGGAAACAUUUUCUUAGCCUGGCUAUUAUGUACAUAUUGGAUUUUUUCUGAGCUUUGUAUUUGUGUUCAAUGUUUGGGGUAUCUGUAAUUUAGUGCUCACUGUUGCUGUAUACAGUUACUUGCCAGGAGCAGUGUUUGGGUCAUGUCCUCUGUGAUAUUUCCCUAUUCCUUAGCCCCGUGUUUCUUAGUUUCUUUGUUAGUGCAGCAUGCAUCUACUGUUCUGGUCGUAAGUAUAAGAAAGGCACAUUUUUGUCUCAACUGUGCACUAGUCUCAGGGUAGUAUUUGGUCACUCAUCUGCUGAGUGUUACGUGAAGUACUUAUAUAGAGGUAUUUUUCUGUGAUAACUCCAUGUUCCUGUACUGCUGACUAAAAUUGAGUUUUUAAUUGUUAACAUAAGACUCUGGCAAAUGCUCAAAUUAAUCUCUUAAAAUGGGGGUACAGGGAAACAAUGUUUCCAAUUUUGUAGUUUAAAAUUAAAAAAUUGAAUGCCUUUCAAAUUUAUAUGGUUCCAAAAUUUAGUUAAGUACUCUGAAAUUGGUUAUGUAAUGUGAUUUUUUUCACUUUGAACGGAAGAUGAGAGUGAAAGCACAUUUGUUAAACACUUUUCAAUUUUUAGGUCAUUUAUUAGAUUUUGUAGUGACUGAUAGUAAAUGAAGACCUGUAUCUCAACGUAAACAAAUUGCCCUUCUGCUUGAUAUGUUUCUAUUAUAACUACUACAUUUCUGUGGUUGUAUUUGCUUUUAGAUCUACCUCUGUGCUACAAGCACCUAAUAACAAGUUUUUCUCUGUUGUGACUGCAACUAAAUGAGGCAAUUUUAGGCUUUGCUUUUACAAUAUCAUGCUUUUAAUGAGCACUUUAUAAGUUAUUACAGGACAGGUUUGCCUUUUCUAGUUAACUAAACUAUUCGCAUUUUUUGUGGGGUUCUGAAAUUGGUUUGUAGUGUUGUUAUUAUCUAGGAUAGGACUGUAGGCUGAGGAAAAAUGUAGCUAAGUUGAAUGUCAGCUUUAGUCAAACAUAUCAAGCUAUUCUACCCUUCUCAACUGUAUACCCAAUUACAUAUUAUUGAUUUAUUCACAAGUUUUUUCAUUUCUCUUGACUUAUUAGUAAAUGUGACUGUCACAUCCCUAUAGCCUUGGAUUUGUUAAGCAUCUUGCCUGUGAUACUGCAAACUGGUUUUUCAGUUCCUUAUGGUGAAAAAUGAUGAAGUGCUUCUGCAUGGUUUUGUUAACUUUUCUGUUAGGCAUUGGAGCCCUUACUGGAGCACUUGAUAAUAUUAUGUGAUGUGAUAUGUAUGAUUUUUCGUCAGUAUUUCCCGUCUAAGAGGACUUAAGAGAAUGAGGGUCCAAUGUGGCUAAUGUGUUAGCUUUUACGAUUUGUUACAUUUUCGUCACUGACCAUGUAUCAUAUAUUUGAUAGCAAUUUGAACCAAAUAGUUGUUCCUAUGCUUAAGUUGUUUACACUUUUGAUUUUCAAAGACUCAUCAUUCAUCAUGCUUCUGAACUCUUUAUAGCGUGAAGGGAUUAAAUAAAAAUUGCAUUACAUUAUGUGACAAAGACAGUCUUGAACUAAGUCUCCAUAGAUAGUCUCCAUUAGAUUUAAUUUAUACGGUACUAUUAUUGACAGUUUAAUGUAGAUAAUGAGUCAAUUGGUUUACCGUUUCUGUUUGUAAACACAAAAGUAUUUACUGCUUUUUAAAAUUGUGAGUUCCAUGUUUCUUCUUGCCUGAAAGAUGUGCACCACAUCAUAUAUAUUUCUGCUGUCAAGUAUUAACCAAUGUUUCAUUUUGUUGCUCAUUUCAAAUUGUCAUUCACUUAAUAAAAUCUUUUUAAUCUACCAAGUA
This is a messenger RNA of Frankliniella occidentalis (western flower thrips), 4864 nucleotides long. Its product is annotated as bromodomain-containing protein DDB_G0270170-like. NCBI's taxonomy places the organism in Eukaryota, Metazoa, Arthropoda, Insecta, Thysanoptera, Thripidae. Bases 358 to 2067 code for a protein of 569 amino acids. Gene Ontology annotation, biological process: male meiosis I; meiotic cell cycle; mRNA stabilization. The record is from RefSeq and is a predicted model, not a curated record. Gene Ontology annotation, cellular component: nucleus; cytoplasm. The transcript is spliced from 10 exons.